This is a messenger RNA of Plasmodium cynomolgi strain B, 7456 nucleotides long. RefSeq names its product serine/threonine protein kinase. Gene Ontology annotation, molecular function: ATP binding; protein serine/threonine kinase activity. Lineage: Eukaryota; Apicomplexa; Aconoidasida; Haemosporida; Plasmodiidae. The transcript has 6 exons. Gene Ontology annotation, cellular component: cytoplasm. The coding region runs from base 1 to 4035 and encodes 1344 amino acids. The record is from RefSeq and is a predicted model, not a curated record. Gene Ontology annotation, biological process: intracellular signal transduction; protein phosphorylation.
AUGGACAAAUGGAGAACCGAGUGGGACAGGGAGCUUCGCCUGCUCCCCCAAGUCGAAUCUAUUGCCGACCACGACUUGCAGAUAACCGAAGAUAUAUUUUUCAUAUGGCAGUUCUUAAAGAUGUACCACACCUCCAUGCCGCACGUUCGGAACCUCAUCGAUUUCAUAACAAUUAAAAAGCCCGAGUCCCUCAUAUGGGGAGAACACAUUGACGACUACAUGUUUAGGGGAAUGGACAAGGGGCAGAAAUUAUUUAAUUUGUUAGUUUCAGAUGGAAAAAAAAUACAGCCCAGAUAUUCCAAGAAGAAAUUAUGCGAUACGUUGCUGUACUUUCGCCUUAAGAAUUACAUCAUCUUAGAGAAAAUAAAUACUGGGUCCGUUGGGCAGGUUCACUUGGCUUUGGACAAAAGCACAGACACGCUCGUCGCGGCGAAGGCCAUAGACAAAUCCACCGUGCAAGGCGAUGAAGAGCUCUUUCAAAAGCUGAAGGAGGAGAUCAGCAUUUCCUGCAGAAUGAAUCACCCGUGUGUUGUAAAAACAACCAACGUCCUUGAGACCAGGGACAAAAUUAUUCAAAUUAUGGAGUACUGUGAUGGGGGGGACCUCAUAUCCUACGUCAGAAAUAAGCUCCACCUAGAGGAACUCAGCGCCCAGUACUUCUUUCGAAAAAUCGUCCAAGGGCUCCAGUACAUGCAUCGAAACAACGUGUCUCACAGGGACCUAAAGCCAGAAAAUAUUUUCUUAUGCAAAAGACAAUUAAGUCAAAGAGAAAAAACGUUAAUACGAAUAGGGAAGUUACCAUCAUGCUCUGAAUACGAAUUGAAGAUAGGGGACUUCGGAGCCUGCUGUGUUAAUGAAAAAAAUAAAUUACAUCACGACAUCGUGGGAACCUUAAGUUAUGCUGCACCGGAGGUCUUAGGGUGUAACACCACCUGUGGCUAUAGCAGUCAAAAAGCAGAUGUAUGGAGUCUCGGGAUUAUCCUCUAUGCCAUGUUAUUCGGCUUACUCCCCUUUGAUAACGAAGGAAAAAAUCUGAAAGAAGCUUACAACUCAAUUAUAAAAAAUAAAAUCGUCUUUCCCAAACAUAGGGUCAAUAAAAUUUCUAUGAAUGCUCGAAAUUUGCUCUCUGGCAUGCUCACCAUCAAUCCAGCUAAUCGGUUGUCCCUUGAUGAAGUGGUGAAUCAUGAAUGGCUAGCUGAUACGGGGAAAACCAAAUUGGAAGUAUCCCACGUGCAUAAGAAAAUGAAUUUCCCCAUUUCAUCUACCGUUGCUUGUCCAGUUGGCAGUGGUAAGAACGAUAUGGACUUUGAGACGUUCAAAAAAUUGUUUCUAAUCAAGAGAGAAAAUGGUCCUGCGGCCACAAACCUUUGCGUCCAGGGGGGGGUGGCAAGCGCGGUUCCGAGGGGUGUGCAAAAUAUGGUACCCAGCGGUGCGCAAAACGGCCUGCUAAUAAACAUGGUGCCGAGCGGUGUGCAAAACGUCGUGUCUGGUAUGGUGCCUCACGGAAUUCCAUGCGCCGCUCCUUUCGGAGCUCCCUACUCUACGCCAUACGUAAGUGCAAGCCCCAAGGAGAACGACCAGGCGGGAACCUCCCCACGCAGUGGUAACGAGAAGGGCCAAGCGUGUCAUCUUCGAGGAAGCAACUCGCUCUUCCCCAGGAGCGACCCCCACCACCUGAGGCAAAACCAAAAUAAAAACCAAAACUUAAAUCAACAUCAAAACUUAAAUCAAAAUCAAAACGCAAAUCAAAACCAAAACACAAACAAAAACCAUAGCCAGCUUUACCUGUACGACGACAAGGGGGUUUUGAACACCCAUGUGAAUCAGCCGAAUGGGGGACAGCACAACUUGGAGAACCCCGUCUACGCAGACGCCCUCCUUGCGCAGAAAAAGAACCAAGCGGGGACAUUAGAUAAGUAUGCGUUAAACGAAAAGAAUGAAGAGGGAGGAAACGCCCUCAUGGAAACAAACAAAAAACACACACAUGAUGAUGGUAACGAUAAAAUCAAAGUGUGCACACAAAAAGGAAUCACAAAUCAUCGCAAGCAUGAUCAAAAUAACUACUACGUGGAGAAAAAAUAUUUCAAAAAUCACAUUCUGGACAAUACGUACGUGGAUGGGAAGAAUGACAAUCAGAGUAGUAGCAGCAACUACUAUGAUGGUAAGCAACUGCAGGUAGAGCAUAUAGAAGAAAAUAAACUUAAGUUGAUGGACCAAGUGAAUAAGAACCCCCAUCUGUGUGGAAAGACAAACAACACUUACGAUUUUUAUUUCAAUAAAAACAACAUGUACAGAAAUCAAAGCAACAAUAUAUUUCUUCUACCAUGUAGGGAUAACCUCAUAGGGAAAAAUAAUUUAUAUAGUAAUUUGUACCUGUUUAAAGGAGCGAACGAUUUUAACGUAACCACUAGUGGGAGGUCUACUCUGUUAAGGCAUUAUGACCAGUGUAAGCUGACCACAAGUAGGGAAUACGAUACCAGCUGGAAGUUCAAAUAUGCUUCCAACGCGAGUGAUGGACGAGAGUCCACUAACACCAUCACCUCGAAUUGCACAAACGGAACUCCUAAUCCUAACAACACACCAGCCAUCGCGAAAGUAAACGUCUCACCGAAUGACGCAUUAUUUUAUGAAAACCCUAAUUACAACCAUCAUGUACAGUACAAAUAUUAUUACUAUGAUGAUAAGGGGACGUAUGUAGGGUGUUUAAGCAACCAAACCAGUGGACGUACUUGCGCCUCUUCCUGUGUGUUGCUUGAAAAUCAAGUCAACUGUGCAGCCAAGUAUGCCGCGAAUAAUGCCGCGAAUAAUGCUGCCAAUUAUGCCGCCAAUCAUGCCGCCAAUCAUGCUGACUACACAAAGGAAUGGACAUGUAGAAGGGGAGUCUCCGAAUAUGUCGAAACGGGCACGUCCAGUAACAAUAGCAAUAGUAAUAAUAAUAAUGCAUGCUCAUCUGACCGUAAGAGGGAAGACCCUUUUGUUAAACACCGAGAGGGGGAAGGUCACACAAAGUUGGCUAGUUACGAAUGGGCUAAAGACGCUGAAGGUGCUCUUUUCGUCGCUUCUGAACAUAGGGAAAAUGUGAUGGGCAAACAAAUGGGGGGGGCAAGCAAAGGGAGGAAUGAUCUGGUCAGUGGACAUGGGCAUUCACGUGGGGUGCAGCAAGUGGGAAGAGCCACACAGAUGGGUGGUCAAAUGGGUGAGAUCGCUAGUCGGGGAAUCACCGACGGUAAUCCCACAAGGGACACCCUCCUCACCGACGGAAGCAUCACAUCUAAGGUAAACACACCCACGAAGAAGGACGCAGAACUGCAAUUACAUCCCACGGACUCCAAAAAGAAAGACACCUGUAUUAUUCUCAAAAAGGAAGGAAUAGCCCCCAGUGGAAAUAAACACUCGUCUCUUAUCAAAUCCCAACACGCAACCAAAAUUGUCACUAUUGGUGAAUCUACCUGCGAUCAAAUGGAUCCGGCACGCAUACAAAUAAACGAACUGAAGGUCAACCCGAAGGAGAGUCACCCAAAGGAAAACAAAUCUACCCUCAACAUGUUCACCCAAAAGGGGAUAAUUAACGAAUGCACAAAAAUGGAUAGAACACAACAGAAAAAUAUUUCAUCAAGGGAUUACACUAAUGAGCAGUCCGAAAAAUGGAACAUGCACAGUGGAGAGAAAAAUAACAGGGAGAUAUUCCUUCCCAGUGGAGGUGCCCCAGUGCAAACUUACAAUUCGAAUUCGCAAAAGACCAAAUUGGAUAAUAACGGCGAUGAAGAAGUACAUGAUGAUGCCAUCCAACGAGCUGAACAGAAAACAGAAAAGGACAAUCACAGAGAAACACACAAAGGGGAUAAUAAUUCCCCCGGGAAAAUAGUUUCACUUUUGCCAGUCAAGGAUGAAAAUAAAAAUGUAACUAGCCAAGAAGGGAGUAACACACCAAGGGAAAAACACACCGAAGGAGAAUGUAAGAACACCCUCGAACAAAGCUAUAGCGAUGGAAGUGAAACAAAGAGGAAAAAAAAAAAAAAUUAUCAGCAUCAAUAAUCCAAGUAAAGAAAUCCAACGACGUCAAUCCAAAAGUGACCCAAGUGGUGAUGACAAACAGAUAAACCAGGUGGAAAAAAAAAAAUAUAUAACUAACAGUAGUAGCAACAACAACCGUAGCUGUAAUGCUGGACAGAGUGAACAGAAACAUGCAUAUGGAGAGAACUGCACCAACAGUGGCACAAGGAGCAACCACAACGACACUGACACUGCAGUGGUGGGUGCGCAAAAAAGUUCGAGUAAAAAUGAGGGAAAAAAAAAAAAAGUGGACAAGCGAAGAGGAAGGGUAAAUGAAAAUGCUAUAGAAAAACCUGACAUGCCUAACCUAUCCAAAGGUAACUAUCAUGGAAAAGAAAAAACAGAUGCGGUAGAAUCCCGACGCUACACCAACACAGAGAAAACAACGUAUGACCAUCUGGAGGAGGAAAAAAAGUUAUGCAAAAACGAGGAAGGAACGAAAAGAAGGGACAGCAAAAUAUUUAAUGAAGAACAGAUAGACGGAAAAAACAAAUUUUUGCUGCUAAAAAAUGUAUACUAUUCGAACGAUAGGGACUUCCAUGUACUGCCCAACAGUGAGAACCAACAUGACAGGAAACACUACAUCAAUUUUGAGAACAGAUUUCCCCACAGUAAAAGGAAGACGAAUAGAACCAACAUCCCCCCUUUAAGCUACUAUAAAAAAAGUAACUUAUGUUUUAGUAAAAGGGUGAAAAAAGACAGAAAGCAACGAGUCGAGGAAAAGGAAAAAAACGUCGUAAAGAAUCAAGUGGACGUAUGUCACAGAGCACAUAACCCCAAAAGGAAAAAUGAUGUAAUAAAUAUCAGCCACUUCACUGAAUGGUACUACACAAAUGGAUGCAGCCAACAUGAAUUAACAACGAAGGAGAAAUAUCCAUCCAAGGAAAGGGUUCCAAUUUAUGAUAAAGUGGCAUCAUAUGAUGAAGAACGGCUAAGUGACAAGGAAUAUGAUUAUUUUUCUUCCAACAAAAUUGAGUACAUCAAAUGUGCCACUCGGAGAAGAAUCAACCAGGAGAGACAUCACACAUACAGUGCCCAUUAUUACUACCGUACGAUGAGCGAAACGAAGGGGGGGGUAUCAAACCAGGUUACUGAUGCAUAUGUGGUUAGAGCAGACAAAUCUAGUACUAAGUGCAGUGAAAAAACACACACAAUUUGGUGCACCAAAAAGGAAAGUCAAAAUUAUGUUAGCAAAAUUGAAAAGGGAAUAAACUACCCUACUGUUGGAUUCAAUACCAAUGUAAAGAAAUGCUCUCUUUCACAUGACCCAAUUUUAUUUAACGAAAAUGGAAAUAGAAAUGGAAAUGUCAUACUUCGAAAGAAUAACUUGGAUAACCAAAUGGGACCUGCUGAUCUGUCUUCAAAUUGUCCUUCCCAAGUGAUACCUACCCUUAGCCUUGCCAGUUCCUAUAACGAAAAAGGGGUAAACGACAUGAGUGAGAUGGGAUCCACAAGUAAGGACACAGAUAAACCUAAUGAAUGGAGGGAGAAGCCUAUGCAGCCAGGCCAUAAUUUGAACAAGAUCGUUGACAGGGACUGCGAAAAGAGCGGCACAUACAAUAGGGGAGACAUCGCAAGUGGUAGAUGCAUCCCCAAUUUGAAAAGCCACAUAUUUCACCACUCCCCGAUUGGCCAGUCGGUCGAAGUGCAUGAGACUCAAGAUAAAGAAGAGACAAGCACGGAGAGCUCCCCUUUCAGUGCAGAGAACAGUGGGGAGGGAUAUUCCCCCGAGGAAGUAGGAUCCGCCAACGUCAGUACUUGCAACGUCAGUACUUGCAAUGUCAGUACCCGCAACGACAGUACCAGCAACGACAGUACCAGAAACGACAGUACCAGGAACGCCAAUAGUGGAUGCAGAAGGAACGAUCAGGGAAUAACCACCCAGCUCGAAGAGUUAAGCGGUGUCCUCACAUCCGACGCCACAAACAACUCAUACAUUGGGAACGAUGCAAUUAAAAGGAAAGAGAAAGACUACACCUCCUUGUAUGACGACGUGAAGAAAUCGUAUUCGAUCAUCCAAAAUGUAAGCUAUAAAGAUGAGCUAACGAAAGCAAAAAUGAAUAGUAAAAACGGGGAAAGGAUCAUAACACGAUGGAAUGCGAAGGAGCAGAUCCAAGAGAAUGAAGAAAGCGAACUGGGUGGGCAGCUUCCCGUAAAGAGGGCCUCUCCAACGGAACACUCUACCCCCAAGCAGCGCAGAGAUAAAAACGAGCCGACUAAAAGCACAACUAUGAAAAUAUCACAAAAUAAUAACCGCCCAACGAGCAGGAAGAAGGGACAUUCAGGGGAAGACGAACAAGACAAAAGUGCAAAAGAGUUAAAUAGAGACCUGUCUGAAAAAAGCCUGGAGAGAGAUAAAUCCCAAACACUUGGCAGUAGCGCCAAUCGAAAGGACACCCAUUUGUUAGUAAAGGAUGAGGGAAAGAACCCGCACUUGGACACACAACACAUCUACAUGAUGAAUGCAAAUUUGAAAAAGCAAAAAUCACAAGGUGAAAAAGAAAAACAUGAAAGAAACAAAAAAGGGAGUGUGUAUAAUGGACCCAUCGAGAGAGAAGAAGACCCCCCACAUGAACUCACAUCCAGCAAAACAAAUGAAGAGCUAACUAAAAAUAAAAAAGAGACGACCCUUAAGGAAAGCACAACUGACAGAAGGAAACAGUUAGCAAGUUGGAACAUCUGGGACGCACAGAAAAAUGACAUCAUUCAUUCGAAGGAGCAAUAUGAAGAUUAUCUAACGCAUAAUAGAAGCUACGAUUUGAAAAGUGUUAGGAGUAAUUUAUUGAGUAUGUCUUAUGAUGAAAAUGUAAGAAAGGAUUACAUACAUGGUAACUUACUAGUGAACCCUGAGCAUGUAGAAUCCAUCAAUGAUUUAAAAUCGAGUGAAAAUGAUGAAGCGAACAAAAUGCUGUACUACUACAAUUUGGAUACCACUCCAGCCAACUUGGAUACCACUCCAGCCAACUUGGAUACCACUCCAGCCAACUUGGGUACCACUCCAGCCAACUUGGACUUUUUGAAUAAUCUCAUGUUCUACUCAUCGCAUAUUCAUCCAUAUAGGCAUUACAAAAAUAGCUCCCUCUCAAAGAAAAUAUCCCUCACUGAGGGGGUUAACCUAAUCAACUCAAAACAGAGUAGCGGUAAUAACAGGACUGAGCAACGGACUGAGCAACGGACUGACCACCAAAAUAUCCCCCCGCCAGUGGACCACAACUUGAGGAACUACCUCAAUUUAAACAAAACAUCUAUUCAGAACUUGGCAAAAACGAAAAGAAAUUAUAUCCGUGAAAAAAAUUGUGAGAAUAAAUUCGGAACAAAAAUGGACGACCAAAGGGAAGCAAAUUCGUUGUACCCCAAGCUAAAGUGGAUGAACAUUUUUAGCAGAAAUUCAAGCAAGUACUAA